AUUCAACAAUGAAACAUCGUCAACAACAACAAAAUCUUGCAACAACAACAACAACAACAAUGUCCAAUAACAAUAAGGAUCAUCGACAACAACAAAAAAUUUUUCAAUUUCUAUUUCAACCUUGUCAUUCAUCUGGUUUAGCUGUAAAUCGUAUUCUAAUUGGCAUACUAUUAUUAUUCGAUACAAUACAUGAACGUGGUCUAUCACGUGCUGAUAUUAUUUGGUCUGAAUCAAUGUUAAAACAACGUUGUUUAUUUCCAUUAUUUGAAUCAUUUUCAUUGAAUAAUUAUGAUGAUAAUGUUCGAUCAGAAUUAUUCUUUACCAUUUAUACCAUUAUGAUUAUAAGCUUAAUCGGUAUCAUUUUGGGUUGUUAUUAUCGUUUAUGUUCGAUUCUAUAUUCGAUUGCAUAUUGGUUAUUAUUUAUGCAAGAUCGUAGCCGUUGGAAUAAUCAUUCAUAUUUAUUUGGUUUAUUAGCCAUUCAAUUGUCGUUGAAUGAUUCAAAUCGUAAAUGGUCAUUAGAUUCUUAUUGGAAUCAAAAUGAUGAAGAAUCAGGUGAUCAUGUUGAACAAUGGCAAUAUUUUUUAUUACGUUUUCAAAUAUUUAUUGUUUAUUUUUAUGCUGGUCUGAAAAAAUUUAAUCCCGAUUGGUUAUUUGGUUAUUCAAUGAUUAAUAUUUCACAACAUUGGAUUUUUCAAUGGACAAGAUUAUUAUCAAUACCUGAUCAUUGGAUCGAUUAUUAUCUAAUACAUUUAGGUGGUUUUAUAUUCGAUUUAUUUGUUGGUUUUUUACUUAUUCAACCAACAACCAGAUGGUUGGCAUUCAUUCUUUGUAUAAUAUUUAAUGUUAUUAAUUCACAAUUAUUUCAAAUCGGUAUGUUUCCAUGGAUAAUGUUGGCUAUAAUGCCAAUAUUUUGUCAACCCGAUUGGCCAAUGAAAAUUAUUGAUUAUUUUACGGUUGUUGUUGUUGUUGUUGAUAACAAAGACCAAAACAACGACAACAACAACAAUCAAGGCAACAACAACAACAACAACAAUCGAAUCGAAUGUUGUAACAAAAAGGAUUUUAAACGUAAACGACAACAACAUUAUCAAUGGAAUAUUCGUCAUAUUUGUUUGGCUAUCUUUAUCGUUAUCUACGUUAUUAUUCAAUUGAUAUUACCAUUUGCUUUUCUCGUAUUUCGUGGAUAUAAUACAUGGACAACCGGUAUUUAUGGUUAUAAUUGGGAUAUGAUGGUACAUAAUUGGAAUCAUUUACAUACGGAAAUUAAAAUACAUUUAAUUAAUCAAAAUGAAACUAGAAUUAAAUAUUUAAAUAGUGAUUUGUAUACACAUAAUAAUCGUUGGACACAUCAUGCUGAUAUGGCUAAACAAUUUGCUGGUUGUAUUGAAAAGAAAUUCAAAAAUGAUCAUCAUCAGUAUGAUAGAAUUGAAUUAUAUUUGGAUGUAUGGAUAUCAUUGAAUGGUCGUUUUGCACAAAGAAUAUUUGAUCCAAACAUAGAUUUAAUCCGUGCAGAAUGGUCACCAUUUCGAAUGGCCGAUUGGAUUAUACCAAUAUAUCCACAAUCAAAUUAUUGGCGACAACGUUUAUCAAAUGAUUUCGAUAUAUUCGAUACGGUUAUUAAAGAAAAUCAAAAAAAUGGUUCAUUAACAUUAUUUUUAGCCGAUCGUCCGGGUGAAUUAUUUCAAACAUAUAUUGAUAAUUUCAAAGAACCGAUACGAUUAAUCAUUUUCGAUCGUCAAUUAUUGAUAAGAAUUUAUCGUUUAUCAAACCACGAUGAUCAAGAAGAUUGGAUUGAUUAUGAUGAAUAUCUUCUUUUAUCCAAUGAUCAAUUGGAAUUAUUACCCGGUACAAUGAUUGAAAUGAUGACAAUUGGCUCGAGUGAAAGUUAUUUUGCUUUACUAUAUCCACAAUUAUCGAUCAAUAAUGAUAAUCAACAACAACAACAAAUCAAUGAUCAAUCAUCAUCAUAUUUGGAAUUGAUACGCAACCGAAAUGCAUAUAUUCAAAGUAUAAAACAUUUAUUUAUCGGUUUUAAUUAUCUAAUUUGGAAUUGUUUAAUUAUUAAUAUUACAAGAUUAUUAUUUGAAAUUAUUCAAAUAUUUUAUUGUUUUUGUUGAAAAAAAUUUUCAAUUGUAAAACUAUGGUCGGUCCGCAUAUGGACAC
Messenger RNA from Dermatophagoides pteronyssinus (European house dust mite), 2163 nucleotides. It is a transcript of the gene GC, whose product is annotated as gamma-glutamyl carboxylase. Gene Ontology annotation, biological process: peptidyl-glutamic acid carboxylation. The record is from RefSeq and is a predicted model, not a curated record. Gene Ontology annotation, molecular function: gamma-glutamyl carboxylase activity; vitamin binding. Lineage: Eukaryota; Metazoa; Arthropoda; Arachnida; Sarcoptiformes; Pyroglyphidae.